This is a messenger RNA of Enhydra lutris kenyoni (northern sea otter), 3016 nucleotides long. RefSeq names its product histone H1.1 (gene H1-1). NCBI's taxonomy places the organism in Eukaryota, Metazoa, Chordata, Mammalia, Carnivora, Mustelidae. The transcript is spliced from 3 exons. Gene Ontology annotation, cellular component: nucleus; nucleosome. Gene Ontology annotation, biological process: negative regulation of DNA recombination; nucleosome assembly; chromosome condensation. The record is from RefSeq and is a predicted model, not a curated record. Bases 1 to 651 code for a protein of 216 amino acids. Gene Ontology annotation, molecular function: structural constituent of chromatin; double-stranded DNA binding; nucleosomal DNA binding.
AUGUCCGAGACCGCGCCGCCCGCUCCGGCUACCUCCACUCCCCCCGAGAAGCCCGCAGCGGUCGGCAAGAAAACCAAGAAGCCGGCUAAGGCUGCGACCACCGCCAAGAAGAAGUCCGUGGGCCCCUCGGUGUCGGAGCUGCUCGUGCAGGCGGUGUCCUCUUCCAAGGAGCGCAACGGCGUGUCCCUGGCGGCGCUCAAGAAGGCGCUGGCGGCCGCCGGCUACGACGUGGAGAAGAACAACAGCCGCAUCAAGCUGGGCCUCAAGAGCCUGGUGAGCAAGGGCACCCUGGUGCAGACCAAGGGCACCGGUGCCUCGGGCUCCUUCAAGCUCAACAAGAAGGCGGCCUCCGGCGAGGCCAAGGCCAACCCCCCAAAGGUGGCGAAAGCCAAGGUGACGGGCGCUUCUAAGAAACCUAAAAAGGUCACAGCGGCUACUAAAAAAGCGGUCAAGACUCCGAAAAAGGCUAAAAAACCGGCUGUGGCCAAGAAGCCGUCCAAGAGUCCCAAGAAGCCCAAGGUUGUGAAGCCCAAGAAAGUAGCCAAGAGCCCCGCCAAAGCCAAGGCUGUGAAGCCCAAAGCGGCCAAGGCGAAGGUGACCAAGCCAAAGACGGCUGCGAAGCCCAAAAAGGCCGCACCCAAGAAAAAGUAGAGUUGCAGUUGGAACUUGUUCCAGUAACCCAACGGCUCUUUUAAGAGCCACCAACCUAUUUCAGAGGAAAGAGCUUUAGUACGUGUAUUUCGGCUCCCACGUGGAGUUGCCACCCAGUUGCGAGGACGGUUUUGGGCUGAUCCUUACCCCACACCGCAAUUUCUUAGAGACUUAAUAUAUUUUCGCUGAUGUGCCUAACCUUCCUAGGCGAAACCUUCCUAGCCGUUUGGCAACCAGCGGCCUGCUGUGCUGUCUUGCCUAGCUAACGACGUCGGCGAUGCGUGGGGAGCUAAUCGUCCCCGGCUGUGCUGUAAGUCCACACCUUUUCCUCCACGCGGACUACGGUCGUGGCAGAAGCCCCGCCCCGGCCCCAGCUGGAAGCGUGCGCACCUGGCGAUUGCCCUAGUUGAGUUAAAAGCCGGGCCCUGCGGUAUUUGGGACAAUAGUGUUUAAAGCGGCCUUUUAUGGACUUGGUCUCCUCUGAGAAGUGCUUGUGGGGUAACCAGUGAAACCGAAUGCUUGGCCACCCUCCGCAAAUGCUGCGCGCCAGCUGGAUGUCCUUGGGCAUGAUGGUGACGAGCUUUGGCGUGGAUGGCGCAGAGGUUGGUGUCCUCGAGGAGCCCCACUAGGGCACCGUCACUUUCCACAUGGGGAAUCCUAACUACAGAGGAAACAGAUAAGGAGGCAGGGAUGACAGUGCCACGAGCGCUCCUGCACGUGGUUCGGCGCCUGUGCGGACACGAGGAUGUUUACAUUCCUAGAGUCAGAAAUCACUGGGUCAAACCCUAAACUCUCCCCAAGUGGUUGUACCACUUCUCCCUGCUCUGCAAUCAAAAACGAAAAUGAAAGCCGUAGUUAUGAACAUCCAAAUGACCCUCCCACACCUAAUACUGAGUCAAAUUUAGAUGAAAAUCCCUGUUUCAUAUCCUAGUUUUGGGUUUUUUAAUUAAAAUUGUUGGUCUUUUUCAAUGUUACCCAUCGUGGCAGAUGCACGGUUUUCCUUUGCAUCUCUUGCCCACUUUUCUAUCACACUGUGUGUCCCCAACAAAACCCCACGGCCUGGGUGGCUUACACCGAAAGGUACUUUCUCACAGGUCUGGAGCUCCACCACUGAUGUCCCAUGGCUGACCCGCCGUCCCAGCCCCCCGGAGGAGGAGCAGAUCCUGUGUGGCCCAAAGCUCCCAUUAUGAAUUACACUGUCGACUGUCCAGUGGCCGAGGCCGCCAGGUAAACAAAGGCACUCUCCAAGGGCCUCGAGAUCACCUCCCAGCAGCUAGGGGCAAAGGCCAGACCUCUCUUUGGGUAAGGUUAAUACUACAUACGCACUUCUAGAAACUGCUGACUUACACUGCCACACAGAUGUCCAACCCAUCGUUCAGUCUUUCUCCAGAUGCUGCACCCGCAGGCCCUCCCCUGUCCUCGGACGGUCACUCCAUCGCCUUAAUUCUCCCCUGGACCCGCGGCAACAGCCUCCCAACCGGUCUUCCUAUUUCUACCACCAUCCUCUUCAGUCUGCUCCCAACACAGAGGGCAGGUGUUUUCUCGUGUCCCCUGACUCAAAUCCUGCCAUCAGCUUCCCUCCUCACACAGUAGAAAACCCAGUGUUCCUACAAGGUCUGAGGGCCAGGCCUUUCAAACAUCUAUUUUCAUAAUUCUACUCGGUAAGAACUACUUGUCACAGCAAAGACACAAAAGCAAAACAAGAAUUUCAUUAAAUAAUACUUACCCUGACUUUACUUUUUCUGUGCUAUUUUCUCUACAUUCUGUUCUCUCAUAAAAAGGUGGCAGCAGCCCCUUAAACUGAUUUCACAAAUACUUAAUGGGUUGCGCCCAGCAGAGCAAACUACACUGCUCUGUACAGCCGGAUGUCUUUGCACCCAGACAUGCCCCCAGCACCUCACACUGUCACCCUGACCGCGCCUCCAGGAGCAGCCCGGGGCCUUGCCCUUCCCAGGAGCCUCGGGAGCACACACCUGCCUUGGGGCCUUUGCAUGGAUCAUCCCGUCUACCCGGAAUGGUUUGCCCAGAAAGCACAAGAGCUCAUUCCCUCACCUUCUUUCAGAUUUUACUCCAAUGUCCUCAGUGAGGCAGCUCCCUUUACCUCCUACGUCACUGUCCAGCCCCUCUGGAUCCCCCAAGGAUGAAACAGCAUCCAUCCUCCCCGGAACUCAUCAGACCUAGAAAGAGCCUUCAGUACCAGGCCCUCCUGCCCCAGGACAGAGCUGGGGUUGGAAGACCACCAGAGGACAGCUACUUCCAGAACCCGACGCCCUGAGGGAGCACCUGCUAGCCAGCUGACCGGAUGCAGGCGACAGGAACUGGCUGGGACUCUGGGGUGGGGGCGGGGGGUGCACAAGGACUGAGG